UAUUGUCUGAGAACGCGGAGAAGAAGAGUUGUAAACGGAGCGCGUGCUAGGAGAAAGACGCAGAACUGGGAAUAAGCGUGCACCUUUCAGCACCGACACUGUGGAUAGCAGCCAACAGACUAAACCGGACAGACGUUGACCAGCUAUUUACCUCGGUUAUAACUAGCCACCACAUUUUAAUGGUUUUAUACAGUCGUACUGACUGCCGUGUUCCUCGGUUAACUUAGUUGAAUCAGGGAUUCAUCGAGUGGAGGAUUUAAGACGCAAUUGCAGGAGCUUUGUUUGCCCCAAACGGGCAAAAGUAAGGAGCUAGCAAAUCUUAGCCUCUCUGCUCCCAAGUUAUUGGCAGUGAAGCCAUUUCAGAUCAAUUUAGACAGUAGUCAUUCAGUGGGAUCUUGAAUCGGAUGAGACCGGUACUAACUGCCUGCCAAUGAGGGGAAACAAGAGGGACGACGAAUUAAUCGAUUCGGUUUCACUAUAGCUGCAAACAACCGCUCUACGUGGUCUUGCUACCCUCAGCCACAUUAUAGUUGUUCGUGUAGCUGCACUCCAUUGUGUGUGCAUCUUUGUGCCAUUCGGUUAUUCCCGUCGCCCGAUCCCGCGCUCUCGCACGCCCGCCGCCCCCUCAACCACAGCCUGUGUAUUCACUCCAAUUCUAAAUCAACACCACAAAAUUCGAUAAAAUGUGUUCUCGGGUUUGGUUUGUGACCGACCGGCGCAUCCACCAGGAGUAUCCUCAAGUCCAAAUCCUUCGUGCACUGAAACAGCGCUGCGCCGAAGAUGAUGUUGAAUUCCGCUCUCUUCUCAUGGACCAAAUUGUGCUCACCAUCAGCGAUGGACAAUUAGGUCUGCGGGUGGAGCAGGAGGUGGUGACCUCCUACCCUCAGGUGGCGGUGGUGCGCGUGCCCACGCCGUGGGUGCAGUCAGACAGCGACAUCACCGUCCUGAGGCACCUGGAGAAGAUGGGCUGCCGGCUGGUCAACCGGCCUCAGGCCAUCCUAAACUGCGUCAACAAGUUCUGGACCUUCCAGGAGCUGGCCGGGCACGGGGUCCCUCUCCCUGACACCUUCUCCUACGGAGGCCACGAAAACUUCCGCAAGAUGAUCGACGAGGCGGAGCCGCUGGGUUACCCCGUGGUGGUGAAGAACGCACGUGGCCACCGAGGUAAGGCGGUGUUCCUGGCCAGGGACAAGCACCACCUGUCAGACCUGAGCCACCUGAUCCGCCACGACGCCCCCUACCUGUUCCAGGAGUACGUCAAGGAGUCCCACGGCCGUGACGUGCGGGUGGUGCUGGUGGGGGGCCGGGUCAUUGGCUCCAUGCUGCGCUGCUCCACCGAUGGACGCAUGCAGAGCAACUGCUCCCUGGGCGGCGUGGGCAUGAUGUGCCCCCUGAGCGAGCAGGGCAAGCAGCUGGCCGUGCAGGUGUCCAACAUCCUGGGCAUGGACGUGUGUGGCAUCGACCUGCUGCAGCUGAACGACGGCUCCUUCGUGGUGUGCGAGGCCAACGCCAACGUGGGCUUCAUCGCCUUCGACCAGGCCUGCGGCAUGGACGUGGCCGGCAUUGUGGCCGACUACGCCCUCUCGCUGCUGCCCAGCCGCCUCACGCGCAAGAUGUCCCUGCUGUCGGUGGUGUCCAGCACCAGCGAGACCAGCAGUGAGCCGGAGGUGUGCGCCGUGUGCCCGGCGCCCAGCAUCAUGGGCGUCCUGCCGGAGGCGGCGUGCAACAUGAGCGUGGGCUCCACCUCCUCCGAGAGCGACCCCGAGCUGGCCGAGUCCUCCCCGCGCCAGGCCGCUGGCUCCGCCCUUCCCGACCUCCCCGACCCCGCCUACAACUUCAACACCAUCCUCGCCAAUGAGAUCAAACUAUUGACUGAGUGAGCGGGGGAUUGGCCAUGCUCGCACGCCCGCCCGCGCACACACACACACACACCACACAGAUGUAUAACACAGAGAUAUAACACACACACACUCCAACGGACAUUCCUGUUACACAGACACACACACAAGCACACAGCAAACCUCCUAUACACGUAACACAGGCAGGAUGUUACAUGCAGAUGUUACAUGAGCUGCACAAACAAAACACACAAAACAGCGACACACGAACAUGACCACCAAAACUGACAUAACUACCAACAGACGUAGACGCACGCGCCUUCUCAUACUAACUACUCCCCCCCCCCUCCCCCACCCCAUGUAAACGCAGAGAUCUGAGGCUGCUCCCCUGAACUGCACACGGACCCCCCCUCCUCCACCACCACCCUCCUCCCUCACAACGAAAGUUUACACACUGCAUCGUGGUGGCAGAGGUGGAACACAGAAUGUUGAAUUUGGCAGUUCUUAGCAGUCCCCCCCCACACACACACACACCUCUAUUGCUUUGUGAGGUUCAGUUGGUCAGUUGAGCCAGGGAGUUGUGGGACUCAUCCAGCAUGUAGACCAGCCCGACAUGGUUUGAUCUCAUCCAGCAUGUAGACCAUCCCAACAUGGUUUGAUCUCAUCCAGCAUGUAGACCAGCCCAACAUGGUUUGAUCUCAUCCAGAUCAACACACUCCGAGUCCGGGGUAGGAGGAGGAGUUGGGUGGCGUACAGUAGCCAGGGGGACAGCUGAUUGGAAGUGGCAUGAAGUGUUUUUGCAAGUGAUUUUCUCCCUGAAGAGAUGAGCAGGGAGGAGGGGGGGGGGGGGGGGCGGGGGAUAAGAGACAGAUUGUUAAGUGGACUGCCAGUCAGUGUUGAUUCUAAUGUAUCAGAUGAGGUGUAGCGGUUUCUAGGACGAAUUCAAGCUUGUGGAAGAGGGGGUGGACUCUGUUGCGAGGUGCGCGGUACCAUAGGUCCUGUAGAGGUUUGGACUCUGAACAAGCCCUCUGAAGAAACACAGUCAUGUCAAUCCAAGUUACACAAACUGAAAAGAGCACAACAGGUGCUUAGAUUCUUUUUUAUUUUAUUCAUGUUUUUAGUGGCUAGCGUUUCGUUAGCUUUUUAGAAUACAACAAACAGUAGUUAUCGGCCGGACUAUUAUUGCCCAAAAUGCUGUUUUUUUUUAACCAUUUGAAAUAAAGCACUUUAUAAUAAACAGAUGAAUUGCAUGCUGGGAACUUGGCUAAGUUGGGUGGUAGGAAAGCUGCCACUACACCUACAAGCAGAAUAUACCUCAGAACAAACCGAACUUCUCUCACUGCCAUAGAAAACUGGUCCUGCAAGCAGACAUUCAUCCAGCGUCGUGAUCGUUUCAAAUGAGCCUGGGUUUUAAAAGCUUUCUCUCAUAUCCUGUUAAUAGUUGACAUCUGAGCUUGUCGUUUGUGAAUGAUAAUGUAGCAAUCUUUAGUUGACAUCUGAGCUUGUCGUUUGUGAAUGAUAAUGUAGCAAUCUUUACGCUGGCUAGACUGGUUGAUUAGUAAUGGCUAAACUAACUGCUACCUUCCUCAAUUUAAGUAUUUUGAGAAGCUACAGUAUUGUGUACAAUUGGCUUAUACAGAACUGCAAAUAUUGAAAAUAAAGUAUGAACAAAAAAAAAAA
This is a messenger RNA of Hypomesus transpacificus, 3518 nucleotides long. It is a transcript of the gene rimkla, whose product is annotated as ribosomal modification protein rimK-like family member A. The transcript has 5 exons. Lineage: Eukaryota; Metazoa; Chordata; Actinopteri; Osmeriformes; Osmeridae. Gene Ontology annotation, biological process: protein modification process. Bases 684 to 1880 code for a protein of 398 amino acids. Gene Ontology annotation, cellular component: cytoplasm. Gene Ontology annotation, molecular function: ATP binding; metal ion binding; ligase activity, forming carbon-nitrogen bonds. The record is from RefSeq and is a predicted model, not a curated record.